Molecule: messenger RNA, 1845 nt
Organism: Klebsormidium nitens
Lineage: Eukaryota; Viridiplantae; Streptophyta; Klebsormidiophyceae; Klebsormidiales; Klebsormidiaceae
Source: the annotation of a GenBank genome assembly
UGCAGUAUGAGCCUCAUCCUGCAGUAUGCAGUGCGAAAAGCUGUUCGGCUCUUCUGCGAGGGCAGCGCUUGCUACUAUGAUCGCUCAGGUCUUCUCCUUCCGAACAUUUUUUGCGAAUCAAGCCAGAAGCUGAAGCCUGCAAGCUGCAGCAGAAAGCACUUGCAGCGCCUUCGAUUUGUGAAAAAGAAGACUGCUGAGCUGUGGAUUUGUCGGUCUGCGCAACAAUGGACUCAGGUUCUUGACGUAAUUGCGAGCUUCAUUAGGGGCUGCCGCUCUGAUGCUCUCAUAAUCCGCUUGAAAAAGAAAAAGGGGACUGAUCUUCGGUGCUGGCCCUUUGACAGACUCAAAAAUUUGAACGCGUCUUUUUCUCACACUCUGUUUGUACGCGCGGUCAAUUGAGGUUUUUCAAAAAGACGGUCUGCCAGUACAGUAAAGCUGUGGCAAGUCUAAGCAGAAACGUUGCAAUGUCCAGCGGUUCUCCUCUCAUCAGAAAAGGUUACGUGGACACCGCCAAAGGGCAGGUGCAUUACAGGAGGGCAGGCACAGAUGGGGCGACCCCGCUCAUCCUGCUGCAUCAGUCGCCAGAGUCGGGGGCCAUGUUUGAUGCAGUGCUCCCUGGGUUUGCGGAGAAGGGUUACCUAGCCAUCGCCCUCGACCUUCCCGGACACGGCCUCUCGUACCGUCCGGAGGAGGAACCGGACCUGGCGGCGCUGUCCGAAGGAACGCUAGAGGCGGUAAAAGCGCUCCGGCUGGGAGAGGCGGUGGACUACGUUGGACACCACACAGGCGCCGGAGUGGCCCUCUGGAUCGCCGCCACGCACCCUUCCAGCGUUCGCCGGCUGGCGCUCUGGGGGAUCCCCCUCCUGAACGAGGAAUGGCAGAAAAAGCUUGCUGACGAAGCACCGCCAACGUACAGCGACGACGGGAGCGAACUCGCGCAGCAGUGGACGCUCCUCUGUGAACAUUAUCCGGGGAUGAACUUCGGGCGCAAGGUUGAUUUCCUGGUGGGCGCGCUCCAGACCAAAGAGACGAAAGCGUGGGCGCACCGCGCGAUUGGGCGGGCGGACGUCAGGAGCCUGAUCGAACAGGUCAAGCAGCCGGUGCUAGCGAUUGCGAGCGAUAAGGAGAUACUCGGGGAGGCCACCCGCGAGUCCGUUCCGCUGUUCCGGGACGCCGUUUACCAUGACAUUCCGGGCGCGGACCUGGAUGUAGCCGACACGCACGGCCUGGAGUUUAUCACAGCCGUUCACGCGUUUUGUCAAGAGGUUAAAAUAGUCCAAAGUGUGAUACGCUCGUAAUCUAAUUAUUGAGAUUUGUGUAGCCUUGCUCAGAAUCUCUGCUCGGGGCUGGCAACGCCGGACGAGAUAUAGGGUGAGGGCGAGCAGGAGUUGAGCGAUUGUUGAACGUAGAUCUCGACGUGUGUAACUCAAGUUAGUCAUCCCGGCCUUGAAUGUGAGUGAUUGAGAACGGAACACUCCCCUUUUGAAGGGCACGUUUUGGCACCACCGACUUUGUGUUCUGUGACAGGUAGGGAGGAUGUUGGAUCGUAAAACGGGAGCACCUUAGGAUGUGGGUUGAUGAGUUAGUGUGCAAUUAGUGGAUCUCCGAUCGCACACGCGAGACACAGACGAACGCCUCCAAAAAAGCACGGCCGGGAGCGCGGGCCCGCGACCUUCAUGCGCAGCUAGCAAGCGAAAGUCACAUGCAGGUCAUCAGACGUUUUUCUCUGGGCUUAUAACAGCAAAAACUGUUCGGCAGCUUGGCCGCAGCGCAUGUCUUGUAUCAAAAUUAUACCAGGCUUCCAGCGACGAAUUGUACGACAAUGGACGCCCGACCUUUCCCGAU